AUGACAAGAUCAGGUUUACAGCAGGAUGUGAUAAACCUUUACAGACAGGGAGUACGAAAUGCCAUGUCAAAGACACCUGAGUCGAGACCGAAUUUUCUGCUACAUCUACGUUACAAUUUCCGUCACCCGCAAUUAAGGCAGAGGGACUAUACAGCUAUAGAGCAUCAGCUCCGUAAAAUGUCUCGUACCCUCGAAAUGCUUUCCGAACCCUCCACUCAGCGCAUAUCAAUCUCACCAGAAUGGCAGCAAUGGUGGGACGAUGAGGUACGCAGGUCGAGAUCACGCCCUUCAUCAUCUGCCGGAUCAGCAAGUAGGACCGGGUUAGAGCAGGCGCCAGGUGGCGGAGUCAAAGCGAAAGAACAAGUAUUGAAGAAGGAACAGAGCGGAAGGGAUAGGGAUCAGUGGGGCGGGAAGUUACCUGGACAUGGAGGUACAUGA
Molecule: messenger RNA, 438 nt
Organism: Kwoniella botswanensis
Lineage: Eukaryota; Fungi; Basidiomycota; Tremellomycetes; Tremellales; Cryptococcaceae
Exons: 4
Coding region: 1-438 (145 amino acids)
Biological process (GO): mitochondrial respiratory chain complex II assembly
Source: RefSeq, a predicted model, not a curated record